Molecule: messenger RNA, 1947 nt
Organism: Symbiodinium necroappetens
Lineage: Eukaryota; Dinophyceae; Suessiales; Symbiodiniaceae
Source: the annotation of a GenBank genome assembly
AUGGCUGCAACGACGGCCGAUGCAUCUGCUGCAAUGGGACACAUUCCUCAGCCCGUGGGUGCCGAGAAGAAGGGCAGCUGCUCAGAUCAUGGCUUUUGCAGUGAAGAGGAGCAGAACAAGGCCUACAUGGCAGUGCUGCAACGCCUGAAGUCUGAGGGCGUGCUGAAAGCACUGCGGCCUGACUCACGAGGCAUGCUGCGCAUCAACGUGCCCUUCGCUGGUAAGUUCGCAGAGCGCGACCUGCUGAUGGCAUUCUUGCGCACGGAGGUGUUGAAUCGGCGGAGUGACAUAAGGUUUAUCCACAUUCUUGUCACAGACAUCCAGGACUUCUUCAGUGAGAAGACCGAUCCUGUUGUGCGAGACCCGCACAUCUUCAUUUCGUACCUGGUGCAGGAUGGAACGGUUCCUCUUCCUCCUGCGCAGCUGUUGCUGGGGAUGCAUCCAGAUUGCAGCAGCCGGUUCUUGACCGAUUUCGGGAUACCCUAUCGUCGAUAUUACUACUUAUGGCAGCGGAUUCUCCACCAGACAGCAAUGAGCUGCACCCAGGUCGCUGUUUUUUGCAACCUCUGGCUCGAAGAGGCUAUCGAGGUGCAGAACGUGACACGACAUGCAGGCAUGAUGUCGUCGGCGCCGUUGAAGAAUGAGCUGUAUUAUGGCCAAACCGUCACCUCGCCAUUGACUGCAAACAAGCGCGACAGGAAGCCGUUCCACUACAUCGUCAUUGCAGAUCGCGCGCCCUUCCAGGUUGUGCCGAAGAUCGUGACGAGUGAUGAGGACUACACUGGCCCCUACCACAAUUUCUGGACACUCGCGGAAGAGCGUACACGCGAGGCUGGACCGCCCUUCCAGCGAGCUUGGGUUGCUCUGGCGCGAGCACGCUUAGCCACUGGAGCGAAGCGUGAUGCCUAUCGCAACGUGCAAGAGGCUUUAAGCCUGAAUGCAGAUAUUUACCUCGGCCCGUCGCUGAGCGUGCUUGCUGCACAAGGAUAUUCAGAAACCCACAAGUGGCCUCUGGUCAUCAAGCACGCCGAGGCGGCCUUGGCCCUGCGUCCGAGCGAUGCCGAGACCCUGAUCUUGCUUCUGCGCGCCCUGAUCUCCAACAAGGAGGGCAAGUCCGCGAAGGCUCAGGAGACUGUCCGAUUGCUGAUGCAAGCCGAUCGGUCACGAAGUAUCUCUCUUCUGAGAGAAGUUGCGGAGUCUAGCGGGUCUGCAGCUGACAAGCAUUACUGGCUGUCCGAAGCCCUAGCUGGAGCACGGGCUGGCGGGUCGCCACCUCAGCGGCAGCUGCUUCGGGACUUGGCGGAGGCCAGUUUCGUCUUGGACCGCAGGGAGGAUGCUUUGAAGCUGUUCGAAGAGGCAUUUUACCAUCCGGAGGGCCUUGCAGACGAAGAUACCGCGAAGUCUCUCGCCCAGAUGUACCUUCGGAAUCAGCGGUCAAAGGAAGCUAUGGAGAUCUACCGGGUAGCGUUGCAGUCCUUUCCGGGCAGCUAUGGUCUUGUCCGUGGCUACGGCCAGCUGCUUCUGAAGGACAAUCGCACUGCCGAAGCCAUCGGGGCCAUCAGCAGAGGAGCCAAGCUGGCACCAGCGUUGGAGGCUUCCUCGCUGCACCUGCUUCUCGCCGAGCUCCAUCAGGACCUGGGCCAGACCAGCGAAGCUCUUAUCGCUUGGGAAGCAGCGGCAACUCUGAAUCCAGACAGCCUGGCGGCCUGGCGUGGCCUGGUCGCUGCAGCUCGCCAGGACGUUCCUUUGCAGCUCCGUGCUCUGCGGCGAUUGGCACUGCUGGAGCCAGGCAACGCUGAGUGGCAUGCGCAGCUGGCGGCCACAAAGCUGGCGACGACUCAUGCGUCGGGCGAUGCUGAAGCGAGUAAAGAGGUGGAGGCUGACUUGGACCGUGCGCUGCGGCUUUGUCCAAGCAACGCCCUGGCUUUGGAACAGAAGGCGGGGUGA